Salvia splendens (bonfire salvia) is the source of this 903-nucleotide messenger RNA. Its product is annotated as ethylene-responsive transcription factor ERF113. The record is from RefSeq and is a predicted model, not a curated record. Gene Ontology annotation, molecular function: DNA binding; DNA-binding transcription factor activity. Bases 1 to 735 code for a protein of 244 amino acids. Gene Ontology annotation, biological process: regulation of DNA-templated transcription; ethylene-activated signaling pathway. The transcript is spliced from 3 exons. Lineage: Eukaryota; Viridiplantae; Streptophyta; Magnoliopsida; Lamiales; Lamiaceae.
AUGGCAAAUCAAGAACAUGAAAUCAUGAGAUUAGACACAUUAAAGAAGAUUGAUGUAAACUCGAAAGUCAGUGACAUGGUCGACGACCGACAGUGGCAACCAAGCAAGGUGGAUCGAAGGCAUGGAAAGAGGCCUCUUCCACCGCCGGAAGGUGGCGGUGGCGGCGGCAGAGACAGCGGCCAAGCCACCGCCGCCCCGCCUCCGCAGAGCACUCAAGAAGCUCCUCAAGAUCAAGGAAGCGUGAAGAAGCACUAUAGAGGAGUCCGGCAACGGCCAUGGGGGAAAUGGGCGGCGGAGAUCCGCGACCCGAAGAAGGCGGCUCGGGUUUGGCUCGGGACCUUCGACACAGCUGAGGAUGCUGCACUCGCAUACGAUGAAGCUGCGCUUCGGUUCAAGGGCGCCAAGGCCAAGCUCAACUUCCCCGAACGAGUCCAAGGCAACACCUAUCUCACCACCACCGCCGCCGCCUCCUCCGCCGCCGAUCCAUUGCUCCACAACACCUUCCCCGGGCUUCAGCAGUAUGCGCAGUUACUCUCCAGCAACGACGCCGACUUUCCUCACGCCACCUCAGCUCUUUACGGUUACUCCUCCGCCGCUGAUGCCAGCUUGAUUUCGCCGCCGCCGCCGCAGCAGCAGCAGCAAGAUUUUCAGGCGAGUUUUGACGGCGGUUUUCCUAGUUCGGAUUUUAUCGAUUAUGCCAGGUACUAUGAUGAUCCUAGUAACCCAAAUUGCUGAUUAAUUAGUUUGAUCGGUUUGUGAUGAGGAGAAAUUGCAGUUUGAUUUAGUAGUUUUGGAUUGAUUUCUCCAUGGUUGAUUAGAAUAAGACGCCAAGGUUAAGCAAUUGUAAUGGCAAGAUUGCUUGUAAUGGAUUUUAUCAUUUCAUCAAUAUAUCCUAAUUGCUUC